Messenger RNA from Coniosporium apollinis CBS 100218, 4494 nucleotides. RefSeq lists its product as uncharacterized. The record is from RefSeq and is a predicted model, not a curated record. The transcript is spliced from 5 exons. Bases 1 to 4494 code for a protein of 1497 amino acids. Gene Ontology annotation, biological process: phosphorelay signal transduction system; phosphorylation. NCBI's taxonomy places the organism in Eukaryota, Fungi, Ascomycota, Dothideomycetes. Gene Ontology annotation, molecular function: phosphorelay sensor kinase activity.
AUGAAUAAUCCUCGGUCGAUCUUUACCGGUAGUGCCGCAGCACCUUCAUUAACACGCAACCCAUCGACGCGACGACUGAGUACACCAGAGUAUAACGAAACGUUCGGAACCGAUCCUCCGCCGCUUCAGCAUCACCUCGCUUCGAUCUCUGCCGACGGCAGUAACCACGACCAGCUUGCUUCAUGGAGGCCGAUAUCUAACGGGACUGAUCAACCUAUACCACAGCGAACGACCGCGUCACAGCUUCAGAAGACCGGCUCCUUCCCGGAGGGAUUGAAGAUCAAACCGCCGCCGCCGCCACGAAAGCGAAAGAUAUCCCAAGUACAGGGGGAAUCCGCUAGCACCAGUCAGCAACGCCCCAUCGAACCGCUCAGCAAGCGGCGCCGCCUACCGCCCUUCUCCCGUCACACCCUCGACCAGUUCAGCUUUCUGCAACCUGCCGUUGUCUGCGGCCAACCCCCUUCGCCUUUGUUCUUUUCCAGCAGUAGGACACGACCACACUUGCCGCCGCGCUUCUCGAGCUCGGAGGCGGCGGCAAGGAUGCUGUGCAAGACAAAUGGUGAGGAUGGCGGCAUCAAAACUGUCACUCUUGCCCGCGGUACUUUCACAGGCGCCAGUCCGCCUGCCGUGACGAGCGAUUCGAGAAUCAGGGGCUCUGUUGACCGGACAGGAUCUUCAGACGGGAGGGAGAGAAACGAUACGUUACGGAUACUCGGCCAGGUUGGCAUUGUGGAGCUGUUGGAGCAGGAUCAGCGGCCUACAUUUGUGGUGGACCUGGGAGACGCGAACACCUAUGGCCCAGGACCGCUACAGAUAAUAUUCGCCAAUGCAUGUUUACGGACGAGCCCAGCUUUGAUGGAUAUGGUCUCUGGCAGAAGCACAAGCGACUCGCCUGGAUCGUUCUCCUCCCGAGCCUUUACCUCAUUCAAGAGCUGGGUGUUGAGUAGUGUAUCGAACGGUGAAGCUUUAGACGUGUGCUUGCCGCCAUACACGCACGGCAGUAUAAUAUGGUCAUGCUCAAUAUUAAGGAGAAGGUUCCGGGUCGUCAGUGGCAGUCCAUCGCCAUCACUGAUACCGUCAAGCAAUCAUUCGCACACAAACCCUGCCGAAAAUCCGCCAACUUCAAGUACAGCAACGUUCAGCGCGAGCGAGGUGCUGGAAAGCGCCUCAAUUCCUUCAGCGCCGAGCGCGCCCAUGUCAGAACAUAAGGAGGCCGGUGACUAUUUUGGUGAUGCUGCUCCACUGCCUCCAGAAAAACCAGCCACGGAUGUGGUGAUGCCAUCCGUCGAAUCGCCAGGCCCGAAGGCGCGCAAACCCAUAGGAUGGACCCGCAAAGGAUUUGUCCGCGGCCAGGACGUCUCUGCAUUAGACGGCCAAUCAUCCCUGAUGAACGAGUGCGUCCUUCAAGUCUCCACUGAGGGAGAUGUUAAUCUGGUCUCCAGAAACCCACCCACGACUCCUCCCCAUGAGGUCGGUUUCUUCGACUGGACUCGCUUACCUGUCUCCGCCAACCUCCCUCGACAUAUACAGUUCGCCCGCAGUAUUGACUGGGAAUCUACACCUCUUGGUCCUAUUGAACUCUGGUCUUCCGACCUGCGGCAGAUGUGCAACCUUAUCAUGGCAAGUCCGCAUCCGGCGGCGAUGUACUGGGGCAAUGAUUUAGUGGCCAUCUACAACGAAGCCUAUGUGAUGCUUGCGGGCCAGAAACACCCGAAGCUUAUGGGCCAGCGUUACCGCGAGGCCUGGGCGGAAAUCUGGGACGAUGUUAGAGAAGUAUUUGCGAACGCGAGAUCUACCGGCCAAGCUACGAUGAAGGACGACGAUCGGCUAUUCAUCAAACGUAGUAAUUAUCUGGAAGAGACGUACUUCUCUUGGUCUAUUAUUCCAAUGGUUGGUGGCGACGGCACGGUCAUGGGCUUGUACAAUCCCGCUUUCGAGAAGACACGGCGGAAGAUCGCUGAAAGGCGCAUGUUGACGUUACGCGAAGUCGGUGAGCGGACCGCCUCGGCACGUGACGUUCGAGCAUUCUGGGAACAGGUGUUAGCGGCGCUGGAUACUAACGAAUACGAUACCCCCUUCGUCCUUUUGUAUUCGGUCUCAGACGACAACGACAGCGAUUCGUCUUCGAUAUAUUCCAGCAGCUUAGUGGGAACCAAGCAGUGUUUCUUAGAAGGUGCAUUAGGCGUAGAAAAAGGACAUCGCUCUGCCCCGGAGCAGAUUGACCUCAAGACUGGCGUGGAAGGGUUCGGUCCAGUGUUUAGGGAGGUCAUGAAGACUGACAAGCCGGUACUGUUGGAGGUUGGGACGGGAGAUCUUCCCUCUGAGCUGAUGGAGAAUUUGGGGUGUCGAGGGUUUGGAGACCCUUGCAGAGCAGUUGUGGUAUGCCCCGUUCAUCCCACAACAGGAGACUCAUCAGUACUCGGCUUCCUCGUAAUGGGCAUCAACCCGCGGCGGCCGUACGAUGACGACUACAGCCUCUUCAUCCAGUUGCUAAGCCGACAACUGGCAACGUCGCUGGCUUCGGUUGUCCUGUUUGAGGAAGAGAUCAGGCGGGGCCAGAAGGCAGCCAAGCUGGCUGCACAGGAUCGUAUUGAGCUGUCACAACAACUCGCCGCUCGAACGCAGGAAGCCAAGGAUAGCGAGACAAGGUUUACCCGGAUGGCUGAAUUCUCUCCCGCUGGUCUGUUCAUCGCUGACUCCGAUGGCCACAUCACGUACUGCAACGAUACCUGGUACGACAUUACGCGUGUAGCGAAGAACCCCUAUGACACGGAUAACUGGAUCGAGGAAGUCAAGGACGAAGACCAGACCAUGGUUCGACGAAUGUGGUUCAACCUCGUAGAGAACACCGAGCCGGUCACCGUAGAGUUCCGCUUCAAAGCACCCUGGGAAGACCGCAACGGUAACAAGAGCGAGACAUGGGUGCUGUUCAGCGCGUAUCCGGAGAAGACCGAGCAGGGCUUUCUCAAGAGCGUCUUCGGCAGCAUUACGAACAUCAGCUCAAUGAAAUGGGCCGAGGGCUGGCAAAAGCGGAAGAUGGAGGAAGCUUACGAAAUAAAACGCCAGCAGGAGAACUUCAUCGACAUAACCAGCCACGAAAUGCGAAACCCCCUGAGCGCGAUACUGCAGUGCGCAGAUGAGAUUGCGCAUUCGUUGACCGAGUUCCGCAACUUGAAGACGGACAGGAUUAGCGAGGAGCUGGUUAACGACACCAUCGAUGCAGCACAGACAAUAUCGCUCUGCGCUUGCCAUCAAAAGCGCAUCGUUGAUGACGUGCUGACGUUGUCCAAGCUCGACUCCGCCAUGCUCCUGGUAACACCCGUCGACGUCCAACCCCUAGACGUUGUCUCCAGAGCUCUCAAAAUGUUCGAGGGCGAACUCGCGGAUGCCGACAUCCAGAUGAAGUUCGUAGUUAACGAAUCGUUCAAAAGGCUCGGCAUCGAUUGGGUCCGCAUCGAUCCCUCGCGCGUCCUGCAGGUCCUGAUUAACCUCACAACCAACGCGAUCAAGUUCACCACAUCCGAGAAGAGGCGGACCAUCACCGUGACCGUGGCAGCUUCUACACAGAAGCCUUCCCAAUUGGAGAAUCGGCUCGUCGACUACUUCCCUACCCGCUCGAAGCGCGUCGACAUAACCCAGGGACCUGACUGGGGCACUGGCGACGAAGUCUACAUCCACUUCGCCGUGCAGGACACUGGUCGCGGCCUCACAGAGGAAGAGAAGAAGGUGUUGUUCCUGCGCUUUUCGCAAGCCAGUCCCCGGACGCAUGUACAAUACGGCGGCUCGGGCCUAGGUCUCUUUAUCUCGCGCGAGCUGACCGAGCUGCAAGGCGGCGAGAUCGGCGUGGCGUCGGAGGCCGGCAAGGGCAGUACGUUUGCGUUCUAUGUCAAGGCCAGGCGAACCUCCCCUCCGAAGGACGAUAGCGAUCAGCCGUUCCCACCGCUCAAGUAUGUGGACGGCAAGAACAACAGGAACAGGAUAGAAAACAAGACCAAAACAAAGGACUUCGCGCCUACUGUCUCCAAGCCGCCGAAGUCGCAGGACGCGGCCACCAAAGCUGGAAAGGACAGGUUAAAGGUCUUGAUCGUUGAAGACAACCUCGUAAACCAGCGCGUCCUUCAGAAGCAGCUCAAGAACCAGGGCUUCGCGACCUACGUCGCCAACCACGGCGGCGAGGCACUAGACCAGCUGCGGGCAUCCAACUUCUGGCACGACCACGGCAAGCCGCUGCACCUCAACGUCGUGCUCAUGGACCAGGAGAUGCCCGUCAUGGACGGCCUUCAGUGCACGAAGCGCAUCAGGGAGUGGGAGGAGAGCGGGCUGUUGGUCAGACAUGUGCCGAUUAUCGCGGUUACGGCGAAUGCGCGGGCGGAGCAGAUUGAGGCGUUGGUGGCUGCGGGGAUGGACGACGUGGUUUCAAAGCCAUUUCGCAUACCGGAGCUCGUGCCAAAGAUCGAAGAGCUGGCGGCUAGGUAUGGGGGGGGAGGGGAAUAG